Lottia gigantea (owl limpet) is the source of this 1323-nucleotide messenger RNA. RefSeq lists its product as hypothetical. Gene Ontology annotation, molecular function: A2-type glycerophospholipase activity; structural molecule activity. Gene Ontology annotation, biological process: arachidonate secretion; phospholipid metabolic process. The transcript is spliced from 4 exons. The record is from RefSeq and is a predicted model, not a curated record. Bases 1 to 1323 code for a protein of 440 amino acids. NCBI's taxonomy places the organism in Eukaryota, Metazoa, Mollusca, Gastropoda, Lottiidae.
AUGAUUGUCGCUCACGCUCCAAAAACUUAUUUCGGUUCAGGAGAUAUACAAAAAUCAUUGGGUUCUCUUCCUGGAUUUCCAUGGGCGAAAUAUCCCGGAGAAAAACAUCUUCCCGGUCAUAAUUACACCGGUCCAGGUACUAGGUUAGAUCUACGAUUAGACGAAAACGAUAAACCCAAACCAGGGGAAGAACCAGUCAAUAGAGUUGACGCCGCUGCGUUUAAACAUGAUAUUUUAUACAGAAACAAAGACAUAAACUUCAGACACGAAGCAGACAAACAAAUGAUAAUCGAACUUGAAAAUAUUCCAAAUCCAACUUUCAAAAAGAGAAUGCAAAGAGCAUUAAUCAUUAAACUCUUGAAAGCAAAGAUGAAAUUAGUCGGAGAUCGAGUUCGUAUUUUCAAAUAUAAAAGUAAAUUCGAAAAAGGUUACGUUGGAUACUGGACGAACGAAAUAUUUAUCGUUGAUAAAGUAAACACUACAUCACCUCCGACAUAUGAAUUAAUCGAUCAAGACAAAGAACAAAUCAUAGAAACCAAAAAACCUAACACUACAGCGUGGAUAAGUAAAGCAAAACCUUACUUCCUGGAUCAAAUCGGAGACACUCUUCAAGGUGAUUUAGAUAUGAACAACUUUAGCAUAACUAAUUUAAAGUCUCCGGAAAACGAUAAUGAUGCCAUUCACAAGAAAUAUUUACGGGAACAAAUAAAUUCAAUUGAAGUAAAAGUUGAUUCAUUAUUCUUCAGACAAGAUACAUCAUUAUCUAAUAAAAAAUUCAACGCUCGUAAAGUUCUUCAGUUUAUCAAUGGUACAAAAAAUGUAGAAACUAAAGAAUUAGAAAUUAACGACGAAAACACCAAGGUUAAUCACUUAUAUGAAAUUAAAACGAGUGGAAAAUAUAUAGAUAGGUUUAGAAUGUUAAUCAUACCAGAUAAUGAAGAUCAAUUUAUAUUGAAUGAUUUUGAUAUGUUAUUGGAGACGGAGACUCCACCAUCAAUGAAUAUUAUUAGAAAUCCAGAACCAGAAAAAAAAGAUAUAAGCCAUUAUGAGUUUUUACGAGCAACAGACUUUGAAUACGUAAAACUAUAUUUUGUUAUUAAUGAUGUAUUUACCUCAAUCGAUAUUCAUAUAUUAAGUCAACAAAGUCAAAAAUUUUUAAUAAGAGAUGAUGCAUAUGUUAAUAUAUCAAUCUAUAUUGAAAAACCGUAUUUUUCAGUUCAUCUGAAUAAGAUUAAUGAUUCGAAAGAACAAAUAUCGUUAGUAAUUAUACGAGUUGUUAUUAAUAAACACCUAGCAGCUUUAUCAGAAGUUCACUUAAUUUAA